UGCUCGGGCCGGGGUGAUGGAGACUGAGAGUUGUCUGUCUUUCUCCUCGCCUUCAAACAGGAUCACGCCAGAGAAUUCACCGGGUUUGGAGCAUAAUUCUGGCGCGUUCUUUCAGUGUGACGACCACCAAAAGUCUCCGCACCUUCCUCUAGCGCAUCGACAUGAGUUUUUUAUGGGACGCUACACAGACGGCGGCUCCGCGGACUUUACGCACGGCGUCAGCGCUACAACUCCCCGCGCAUCGCCUGGAAAACAUACGAAGUAUUUGGAGAAUAUGAACCAGGACCAAAAACCUUCGAUCACUGAGAAGAACUCGUCAUUUUAUGAGACUAAUUCUGACGCAGGAGAUAAGACCAUACCCAAGACUCUUGCAUAUCCUGCUCUAGACUCUGAGUGUUGUGGAAAACUGAAAGAGCCGUCCAACGGGUUGCCUGGAGACUCCUUCGCUGACUCCAUCGACCUGUCAGGCAAGAACAAGAAGCGGAGGAACCGGACAACCUUCAGCACCUUUCAGCUAGAGGAGCUGGAGAAGGUCUUUCAGAAGACACAUUACCCAGAUGUGUAUGCACGGGAACAGCUGGCACUGAGGACGGAGCUCACGGAGGCAAGAGUGCAGGUGUGGUUCCAAAACAGACGGGCCAAAUGGAGGAAAAGAGAGCGUUACGGGAAGAUGCAAGAGGUGCGAAACCACUUUGCUGCUACAUAUGAUAUCUCCCUUCUCCCUCGCUCCGACUCAUACCAGAUGCAAAAUAACCUGUGGCCAAGCAGUGCGGGAACAGGAGGUGCCGGCGGGGCGGCCAGUGGUUGUGUUCUGGGAGCAGAGAACAUGGCGUCCUGUAUGAGCCCUUACCCCCAUCCUCACGGCAACCUGCCCGGGCUCAUGGGUAUGUCUGCGUCUCCAGGCCAUCCUCAUCAUCAUCAUCAUCAUCAUCAUCACCCACCCCACCACCCUAGCAUUAAUGGGAUAUACUCACUCCAUGGCUUCCCAGGAAGCCUGGGGGCCCAUUCCUUUGAGCCCGGACCAGAGUCUGAAUACAAGCCCUCAGGCCUGGUGGCCCUGCGCAUGAAAACCAAAGACCCCGGGAGCCUGUUAUCCUGGCCGACAUGACCGUGCAGCUGCAACUGGGAUUGUGAUGACAUCACUGAGCCAGCAAACAGUUAGCAUGCCUGCACACAACUGAAAUACUUUUUUAAUGCUCAAUGUACACAUCUGUUUUUUUUUGUUUGCAGGC
This is a messenger RNA of Carassius auratus (goldfish), 1232 nucleotides long. RefSeq names its product homeobox protein aristaless-like 3. The transcript has 4 exons. The record is from RefSeq and is a predicted model, not a curated record. Gene Ontology annotation, biological process: regulation of transcription by RNA polymerase II. Gene Ontology annotation, molecular function: RNA polymerase II transcription regulatory region sequence-specific DNA binding; DNA-binding transcription factor activity, RNA polymerase II-specific. NCBI's taxonomy places the organism in Eukaryota, Metazoa, Chordata, Actinopteri, Cypriniformes, Cyprinidae. The coding region runs from base 17 to 1108 and encodes 363 amino acids.